UUGUUCAUUUCUCUACCAAAACCUUAUAAAAAGAUUCAUUUUGAAAAAAGAAACAUAACCACAACUCACUAUUUGCUCUUGUCUACUCCAUUUUCUUCUCUCCAUAUAGCCAUGUGUAAGCUAAUCCUUUUAACCAUUAUUCUGUCUGUUUUUUUAAGCUUUAACAUCAUUCUCUCGACGGCAGAGCUUCAGCGAUUUGAUCAUGCAGCCAAGGCUGAUGGGUCUCUUAGCCUUUUGGUUGUUGGUGACUGGGGAAGAAAAGGAGAUUAUAACCAAUCUGAAGUUGCUCUUCAGAUGGGAAUAGUUGGAGAGAAAUUGGAUAUAGAUUUUAUAAUUUCGACCGGUGAUAAUUUUUAUGAUAAUGGAUUGACCGGCAUAGAUGAUCCUGCAUUUUACGAAUCAUUCACCGGAAUCUACACUGCUCCCAGCUUGCAAAAGCAAUGGUAUAAUGUUUUGGGUAACCAUGACUAUAGGGGUGAUGUUGAGGCACAGCUGAGUCCAGUCCUAAGAGAAAUGGAUAGCAAAUGGCUUUGCUUGAGAUCUUUUAUCGUUAACAGUGAAAUAGCUGAAUUUUUCUUCAUUGACACCACUCCAUUUGUUGACAAAUACUUCGUGGAAAAAGAGCAUAAUUAUGACUGGAGAGGCCUUUUACCUGACCGACAGAGCUACCUUUCUAAUAUUCUAAAGGAUUUGGAAUUGGCCUUAAAAGAAUCCACAGCUCAGUGGAAGCUUGUGGUGGGUCACCAUACAAUCAGAAGUGCUGGACACCACGGAAGCACCCAGGAACUCAACUCACUAAUCCUUCCUAUUCUUAUGGAAAAUAAUGUGGAUCUUUAUAUAAACGGGCACGAUCAUUGCUUGGAGCAAAUAAGUAGCAAUGAAAGCCCACUACAAUUCUUGACAAGUGGAGGUGGGUCGAAGGCAUGGAGAGGUGACGUGGAUUGGUGGAAUCCAAUGGAAAUGAAGUUCUAUUACGAUGGACAAGGUUUCAUGUCUGUCCACAUCACUCAAACUCAAGUGGAUGUUGUGUUCUAUGAUGCUUUUGGCAAAGUGUUGCACAAAUGGGGCAGAACUAAACACCUUUACUCUGUUGUUUAGACAAGUUUAUUCGAUGGAAGUGGCGCAUUGGGUUCGUAGAAGCAAUUGAUAUAUUUAUAUGUCAUAAUUCUUAUAUGCUGCAAAAUGCAUGGAAUGGUAGUUUUAUUUUAUUUCUUUUAAGUACUAAUAGUGCAUGUAGUUUUGUGGUAUUAAAUGGUAGCUUUUUCUUUUUGAAAAUGUAUUCUGUAACUUAUUAAAAUUAACCAUUCUUAUUCAAUUGGGUAUUUAUACGAA
This is a messenger RNA of Ricinus communis (castor bean), 1332 nucleotides long. Its product is annotated as purple acid phosphatase 3. Bases 112 to 1098 code for a protein of 328 amino acids. The record is from RefSeq and is a predicted model, not a curated record. Lineage: Eukaryota; Viridiplantae; Streptophyta; Magnoliopsida; Malpighiales; Euphorbiaceae. The transcript is spliced from 7 exons. Gene Ontology annotation, molecular function: ferric iron binding; acid phosphatase activity; ferrous iron binding.